UUGCACCCACACGUGGGGGAAGUGCCGCAGCCCCGACCAGCAGAGGGUUUUUUCUUCUCGUGGCAAUGCUUUGGGCAAUGCCAGCGUGCCCCGGUGGGUGACAGGGUGCUGGGACACGAUGCUGGGAGCGAUCAAUUCUGUGGGCUGUGGGUGGCAUGUACCGGUGUUUGGCCACCUCGCUGCUUGGCCGAGGGGUCCCUCGCCCCCGAUUCAUCCCCACUGCCCUCCGUGCAGGGGCAGGGGGCUGCAGCAGGUGGGAAGAGGAGAAGACAAAUGAUGGGGUGAAGUGGAAACAGCUGGAGCACAAAGGACCCUACUUUGUCCCCCUCUAUGAGCCUCUGCCUGAUGAUGUGCAAUUUUAUUACGAUGGUAAACCCCUGAAGCUGAGCCUGGCCACAGAGGAAAUAGCCACUUUCUAUGCAAAAAUGCUUGAUCACGAAUACACGACUAAAGAGAUCUUCCAGAACAACUUUUUUAAUGACUGGAGGAAGGAGAUGACCCCUCAGGAGCAAGAGGUAAUCAAGCAGUUGGACAAGUGUGACUUUAGAGAGAUUCACAAAUACUUUGUGGACAAAAAUGAGGCACGGAAAGCACUCUCCAAAGAGGAGAAGCAGAAACUGAAGGAGGAGGCAGAUAAGAUCCAGGAGGAGUAUGGGUACUGCAUCCUUGAUGGGCACAGGGAGAAGAUAGGCAACUUCAAAACUGAGCCUCCGGGGCUGUUCCGUGGACGUGGUGACCACCCCAAAAUGGGCAUGCUGAAGAAGAGGAUUAUGCCAGAAGAUGUGAUCAUCAACUGUAGCAAGGACUCCAAGAUCCCUGAGCCACCACUGGGGCAUAAAUGGAAGGAGGUGCGCUUUGACAACACAGUCACCUGGCUUGCCUCAUGGACUGAAAACGUUCAGAACUCCUUAAAGUACAUCAUGCUGAACCCUAGCUCCAAGCUGAAGGGGGAAAAGGACUGGGAGAAGUUUGAGGUAGCCCGGAGACUAAAGGAUGUUGUCCACAAAAUCCGUGCUCAGUACCAGGCUGACUGGAAGUCCAAGGAGAUGAAGAAGCGACAAAGAGCAGUGGCCCUCUACUUCAUUGAUAAGCUGGCCCUGAGAGCUGGUAAUGAGAAAGAAGAAGGGGAGACUGCAGACACAGUUGGCUGCUGCUCCCUGCGUGUGGAACACAUCAAGCUGCACUCUAAGCUGGAUGGGCAGGAGCAUGUGGUGGAGUUUGACUUCCUUGGGAAAGACUCUAUCCGCUAUUACAACAAAGUGUCAGUGGAAAAGCCAGUGUUCAAAAACCUGCAGCUGUUCAUGAGGAACAAAAUCCCGGGUGAUGACCUCUUUGAUAGGCUCAAUACAGCCAUCUUGAACAAACACCUUCAGAAACUGAUGAAUGGCUUGACUGCCAAAGUGUUCAGGACCUACAAUGCUUCCAUCACCUUGCAGGAGCAGCUCAAGGCUCUCACUAACCCUGAAGACAGUGUUGCUGAAAAGCUCCUCUCCUACAACCGAGCAAACCGAGCUGUGGCCAUCCUGUGCAACCAUCAGAGAGCCACACCGAAAACAUUUGAGAAGUCAAUGCAAAAUCUGCAAACCAAGAUUGAUGCCAAGAAGGAACAGCUGGAAAAAGCCCAACAAGAGCUGGAAGAAGCUGAAGAUGAGUUUAAAGACAAAAAAGAUGCCAAAGCAGAGGCCAAUGUGCAAAAGAAAAAAAAGCUGUUGGAACGUCUGAAGGAGCAGCUGGCCAAGCUGAAUGUCCAGGCCACAGACAAGGAGGAGAACAAGCAGAUAGCUCUGGGCACAUCCAAGCUGAAUUACCUGGACCCCAGGAUUAGCAUAGCCUGGUGUAAGAAGUUUGGCGUGCCCAUUGAGAAGAUCUACAACAAGACACAGAGGGAGAAGUUUGCUUGGGCGAUCGACAUGACUGAUGAGGACUUUGAGUUCUGAGGAAGCACCUUUCCUGUUAGCCUCAUGCUCGCUUGGUGCUGUUUUGAUAAUUUCUUUACAUGCCGCUGCAGUUAUUACAGUGGUAGGAUGGUUAUCUAACAGAAGUUUGUAGGUGUUUCAUGCUGUUUUUUGUAUAAAAACUAGAAACCAAGUGUUAAAAGCAAACACCACUGACUUGUGACACUCAUUCUGAGUGCAACUUAAAUGUGAACUUUUAAUUCCUCUCUAGAGCUGCCAGGUGCUUUGAAUAUCUUCUUCCUUCCUCCUCCUCCAGAAUCUGGGAAGAAGAUUGAGAGCCUUAACAGUGCCAAUAAAUAAGAUGAUGUAGUUAUUCCCAUCUCCUCCUGGAGAAGUGCUUCACUUCUUAGAUGCUCUGAAUUAGCUUGAUGUGGAAAUGUGAGGCAAUGAUGUGCUGAAACAGGCAGCUGCAGUGUAAGACCUGGGCUUGGGUCAGGGGAUGCACUGGAGUAAAGGGAAAAUUCUCAGGGUAUUUUGUGCCAUUUCAUCUUUAGGAUUUGACAAAACUGCAAUUGCACAAACAUAAUCAAAAUGGAAACACUUUGUGGAAGGGAGCCAAUGUCUCUGAAGGAGCAGCUCCAUCCUUGAGAAGGAGGGAUGGGAAAGUGCUGGGUCAGAAAGUGGGUUUAAUGGUAGAAUGCUGAAAAUAAGGAGCAACAUAUACUCUACUCCACCCCUACGUGAUCAAACCUUUCUGUGGGAGGAGGUCUCAUAUUGGUCCAGAAAUAAGCUCUCCAGCCACUGAAUGCACCUUAGGAAAGGAUAAUGCUGGCUGUGAAGUUACGGUGGGGUGCGGAUGUACUGGGGAAUGGUACCAGUCAGCAGUCUGCAUCCUUCCAAUGGACAUGGAGAAGGCAGAGACCAAUUGCAUACAGUGCUGGUGCUUGCUCAGUUGGCUGCUUUUCGGAGGAAGAAAAUAGUUGAUGUUUGCAUGUACAUCCAACAGCCUAGGUGUCAGUGGACCUCAGGGGUAAGCAAGCUGUUGGGUCAACAGCAGAACCUUCUUGCAUCUCAGUGCUGAUGUUAAGGCUGCUGUAGUUGGUGCAUACCAUAAAUUUGUUUACAGCCACUUGUUCUUGUGUUUAAAUUGCUAUUUCAAUUGGAAGCUAUUACAACUGGAAGUGAUUUUUUCAUGAAUGAGUGAUUGGAAGCCAGAGGCUUUUUUGCUGCUCAGACUGGACGUGGUUCUGCUGAGAGCUGAUGCUCCAGCUCUCUGCUUGGGCUCUAUAAUGGGUGUGCAUAUGUGCUCAGUUGCUGGCAGAAACUGAUAUGAAAUCUUUUGCCUUCAAGCAAAGAACCUUCUUGCAGAUCUCAAACCAUUUGUGGUUGGUUCCUAAGGGCCUCUGUGCCUCAGGAAUGAGGAGAAAUGCAUGAGUGAACCCAAUGCAGUUUUAUUGCUGUACUGUUGUGGGGUUAUGUGUGCAACAGUGCUCCAUGACUUAGCUGAGAUGUAACAAUACUGUCACUCCAAGCCAUGGGAGCUUAUACAGGAUUUAAGUGAGGCAACUGAAUCCUAAAACAGGGAUCUGGUGGCAAAAGUGAGAGGGGCUUUAUUUUCCUGGCAAAGCUGGACCAGCUAUCAGUGAAGCUGCCGAGCCUGCUUUGACCCUUAUGUUGGAUUUGUACCUGCAAACGCAAGAGACCCAGUUGGAUCCAAUGCAUUGAGAUAUUUACCUGCUACAAAUGUUUUCUGGCUUUAAAAAGCUUUUUUUUUUUAAAGACUUAUCAAAGGCUUCUUCCACCCCAAAUAAGGGGUUAAUUCUAGAGAAACCCCUUGAGGUGAAAAAAAUUCUAUUGCAGAAUAAAGGAACAAGAUGCAAAUGGAUAAGUACAGUGAAUGUUUCUCACAAGAAACUGUUUUAGUAAGAGCAGCUGGACGUGGGCUUCUUGGUCAUGCUCAGAUGCUUUGGAAAUCAGGGCUGCAAAGAGCUGCCAGUGUCAGCGAAAUAGUUACUGGUUAUUAUGUAGGAGCUUAAAUAAAGCAUCUACAUUUUUCCCAGGAGGGUGUUAACCCACACCGUGUUGCAUUUACAUGUAUGACUUGACCAGUUCUGUCAGAAAAGCUCAGUUGGAAAAAAAAAAAGAUUGGAGAUUCAUUGGAGCAAAAGCAAGGUGGGGAGGUUGUGUGUUUGGCCAAGUAUCAACUACUGGGUUGAGCAAUGCAAUACCUUGGAACCAGCUGAGCUUUAAGGAGAGACGGACACUCCUCAGCCUUGUCACCUCUUGGCCCAUGGCCAUAACCAAGUGACCCAGAGGUUGGGGAAGAUGGGUUUCAUAGAAUCAUAGAAUGGCUUGGGUUGGAAGGGGCCUCAAAGAUCAAGUUCCAGCCCCCUGCUGUGGGCAGGGUUGCCAUCCACUAGGUCAUAUUGCCCAUAGCCCCACCCAACCUGGCUGUGAAUACCUGUAGGGAUGGGGCAUCCACAGCUCCUCCAGGCAGCCUGUGCCAACACCUCACCACCCUUUCAGUGAAAAGUUUCCCUCUGACAUGAUUUCUCAUCACUGACAUCACAGUGGCACAGUACAGCGAUCUGGCCUAAUUUCCAUUUUACAAGGGAUUUUUCCACUGGUCCUGUGGAGCAGGAAUGUGCCUCCAUCACAGACACCUAUAAGAGCAGGACCUUUCUCUUACAGUCAACAUUUUGGGGUUAUUGAGUAACUCAUGCUCAGCUGAACCUUAUCUCCGUUGGCCCUUCCAGGGGUACUUUCAAUUCAGUUUUUCCAAGUUGACUUUUCUGUAGGCACCUAAAAGCCUGGAGCUGAUGACUAAGAUGUUUGGUAGCCCAAAGGAAAAAUACUAGCUGAUACCUUCAUUUUUCCUCAUAAUCACAUUUUUUUUCCUCCACUCUUUCUUAAAAAAAAAAAAAAAGUGGGGAGGAAGAUGAUCUGGUUUUCAGCAAAACCAGAAAUGGUAUUCUCCCAUGUAACUUUCUGGGUUGCUAAUGUGCAUUUCACAAAAGCCUGCUGUUCAUAUUGGUUGGGAGGAGACCUCAAGGCAAAUUUACCAGGAACAAUGCUGCCUGCUCAUGUUGAUACAGGGACAAGCUUAAGGCUGCUUUUGUUUCAUAAUAUAAAAGCCUUUUGGUGGCCAGAGAGCAUUGCUGCAUGCAGGCUUGGUAUGUCCCAUACUGUGUGAUGCUAAAGGACAGUACUGAUGCUGUAGCUGCUCACUGAAAUUUAACCUAUGGGAAGAGGCAGUAAGAGUUCCUCUUGACUUAUGUUGGCAUCCACCUCUUCCAGAAAUGCUGAGGAUGGGAGGGUCUCUGAGGGCUCUAGUACCAUCUCCUGUUCAACCAGGGCAAGCUUUAUUUGAGUUGCUCUAAACCUUCUCCAGCAAGGGAGAUCUCUUUCUACCAUUUCCCCAUGUGCUUAAACAUUGCUGUGUCUAAGGUUUUGGUUUGUUUUCCUCCUUAUGUCUGGUUGGAAUUUUCCUUUUUUCAAGUUUCCUUGAACUUUGGCAGGUCUAGGGUCAUUACCACUGCCAUGGGGGCCUGUUCCAUGCCUGCCACCUUCUGGUGAAUAAUCUUUUCCUAAUAUGCAGCCUGACCCUUCCCUGAUGCAGAUCCAUGCUAUUCCUUGCGCAGCUGGAGGCUCUAAUGGGGCUGAUUUUGGGGUAGAUGCAGAGCCAGGCAUUGGACUCGAUGAUCCUUAUGAGUCCCUUCCAUCGUGGGCUAUUCUUUGAUCCUAUUCUAUGAUUCUGCAUCAGUAGCCUGAAGAGAUAGGAACAGAAAGCCAAUGUGUUGACACCCUUUGCAGCAAUUGGUCCUAGCUGCUGCUUAUCAGCAACCUUCCCACAUCAUGCUUUCUCCUGGGGAUGAGUCAACCUCUUGAGGCACAGCCAGCAGAUUAUUGAUGCUCAUUGACAAAAGCCAUUUAUCAGCCUUCCAUUCAUUUCCUGGAGCUGUUUCCUGCUUUCUGUUGGGGCUGGCAGCAGGGUGGGUAGUGUUGAGUUGAGAAGGGACCUGGUAUGUGAUUUGAGAAGGGCAGCCAUAGAUUUGUUUGAGUUGGAAGGGACCUUUAAAGGUCAUCUAGCCCAACUCCCCUGCAGUGAACAGGGACACACACAAUUAAAUCAGGUUGCUCAGAGCCCUGUUCAGCCUGACCUUGAAUGUCCUCAGUGACCAAGCCUCCAUCAAAAGCUCCUUUCAUCUGCUUAUUGAUGUGGUCUUUGCUGACCUGUAGGUUCUCCAGACAGAGAACCUUUGGGCUGAUUCAUCGUAAUCGGUGCAGAGAAGGAAGUGGUGUGAUCAGGGCUCCUUAGUGAGGAGCAUUUUCUGUUGAACUGCUUCUUACACUGUGUCUGCUCCCCGGUGAGCAAUCGGAUUAAGGAGAAAACAAAACAGCUGUAGGCUGGCAGAUGAGUGAGAGGUGAGAAACCCCUGCAGGGAUGUGAGGAAGAGAAACAUGGAGGGUUGCUAGAGGGUUUUUCUCUUUCCCCCACCUUCUUCCCAUGAGGCCUGGUAUUGCAAAACUGGAGGAAAAAAAAAAAAGAGGGGAAAAAUGGAACAGAAACUUUAAAGGAGAAUAUUUUUGUUGGUGCAAUACGAAACUAUUUAAGUGAGACUAUCGCUGCUGGGCUUCAAACCUUCUCCCUCAGAAUGCAAUAAAUGAAAUACAUUCUUUUCCAGCC
Molecule: messenger RNA, 6582 nt
Organism: Numida meleagris (helmeted guineafowl)
Lineage: Eukaryota; Metazoa; Chordata; Aves; Galliformes; Numididae
Gene: TOP1MT
Product: topoisomerase (DNA) I, mitochondrial
Exons: 14
Coding region: 156-1937 (593 amino acids)
Biological process (GO): DNA topological change; DNA replication
Cellular component (GO): mitochondrial nucleoid; chromosome
Molecular function (GO): DNA topoisomerase type I (single strand cut, ATP-independent) activity; DNA binding
Source: RefSeq, a predicted model, not a curated record